Molecule: messenger RNA, 2778 nt
Organism: Arxiozyma heterogenica
Lineage: Eukaryota; Fungi; Ascomycota; Saccharomycetes; Saccharomycetales; Saccharomycetaceae
Gene: MCD4
Product: mannose-ethanolamine phosphotransferase MCD4
Exons: 1
Coding region: 1-2778 (925 amino acids)
Biological process (GO): GPI anchor biosynthetic process
Cellular component (GO): endoplasmic reticulum membrane
Molecular function (GO): mannose-ethanolamine phosphotransferase activity
Source: RefSeq, a predicted model, not a curated record
AUGGUAUGGAACAGAAAUAGAACUUCCCUUUUAAUAAUUGGGGUCCUUUUUCAUCUCUUUUAUCUAUGGUCAAUAUUUGAUAUAUACUUUGUAUCACCCUUGGUUCACGGAAUGUCCCAAUACCGUAGUACAAACAAUCCACCUGCUAAAAGAUUGUUUUUAAUUGUAGGUGAUGGAUUGAGGGCAGACACCACUUUUGAUAAAAUCACACAUCCAGUAUCAGGUGAAACGAACUUUCUGGCACCUUUUAUUAGAUCUAUUGUCGAAAAUAAUGGAACUUAUGGAAUAUCACAUACAAGAAUGCCCACAGAGUCACGUCCAGGCCACGUUGCUAUGAUUGCAGGGUUUUAUGAAGAUGUUAGUGCGGUUACGAAAGGUUGGAAGGAAAACCCUGUCGAUUUUGAUAGUUUUUUUAAUCAGUCUACCCAUACAUACUCUUUUGGAUCCCCUGAUAUUUUACCAAUGUUUAAAGAUGGAGCUUCUGAUCCAAAUCGUAUAGAUACCUGGAUGUAUGGUCAUGAAUUUGAAGAUUUUACUCAAUCUUCAAUAGAAUUAGAUGCCUAUGUUUUUAAACAUUUGUAUUCUUUAUUCAAUAAUGCUACUAUAAAUAGUACACUUAAUACUGAAAUAAGACAACAAGGGAAUGUCUUUUUCUUACACCUAUUAGGUUGCGAUACUGCUGGCCAUUCUUAUAGACCAUAUUCUGCGGAAUAUUAUGACAACGUGAAGUAUAUUGACACUGAAAUUUCAAAAUUAGUUGAAAAAGUUAAAGAUUUUUUUGGUGAUGAAGAUACUGCGUAUAUUUUUACGGCUGAUCAUGGUAUGAGUGCCUUUGGUUCUCAUGGCGAUGGCCAUCCUAAUAAUACUAGAACUCCACUUGUAGCAUGGGGUGCUGGUUUAAAUAAACCCAAGAGGAAUAAUGUUCCGGUUUUCGAUAAUUAUACUAAAUCAUGGGAGUUAGGUCAUAUUGUAAGAAAUGAUGUUAAACAAGCUGAUAUUGCAUCAUUGAUGGCUUAUCUAAUUGGUGUGAACUAUCCUGCCAACUCUGUUGGGGAACUGCCACUAUCUUACAUUGAUGGAGAUGAAGAUAACAAAUUAAAAGCAUUAUACAACAAUACUAAAGCUAUUCUAGAACAAUACGUUGUGAAAAGAGAAGAAGUUAAGAAUUCUCAGUUUGUAUUUAAAGAUUAUCAUAAAUUUGUUGAAAAACCUUUUGAAGAUCAUUUAGAUGAAAUUCAUUCUAUUAUCGAUCGAAUUGCUAAAGGAGAAAUUGAUUUAGAAGAACAAGCUAUUUCUAUGAUUGAAAAUCUUAUGACAACCACACUGGAGGCACUACAUUACUUAACCACAUACAACUGGAGAUUAAUUAGAACAAUUGUCACAUUAGGAUUUAUUGGAUGGGUUGUUUUCUCAUUCAGUAUAUUCUUAAAGUUAUUUAUUAUUCCUAGUCAUCAAAACAUUAAAGGAAGAAUCACACUAUUAAAUUUAACCUUUUUCAUUUUGGUUAGUUUAUGCUUAAACUGGGUCUUAUACUACCAACGUUCUCCAUUCAAUUUCUACAUGUACUUACUAUUCCCACUAUAUCUAUGGUGUCAAAUUGUUGCUAAUCGAUAUGUGUUACAAAUAGGUAUCAAAGAAUUAUUCCGUGGAAUUUCUGUAUUAGAAAGAAUUACAAUUGCUUUCUUAAUAGUAAUGAUCUAUGAAGGGAUUGUAUAUGGAUUUUUCCAUCGAUGGAUUUUUAGUAUAAUAUUUAUUUUAUUUGCAAUAUAUCCAACAGUAUGUGGAUUGCAAACUAAUUUGCUAAAAACCUUAGCCUGGUGUUUUACAUGUAUUUUUAUGUCUACUUUCACAUUAUAUGAUGCAGUUAAAAUAGAAGAUCUGACCCAAAUUAAUUAUGCUGGCUAUUUAAUUAUUAUUAGUUCAUUUUAUGGAUUGAAAAAAGUUAACAAAAGCAUUUCAUCUAAUACAAGAACAAUACUUUUAGUUCAAAUGCUAUUAGCAAUCUUAAUGUUAAUUGUGACUAAUAAAUCAGUUGUAUCUUUACAAAAAAGAGAAGGUUUACCAUACAGUGCCCAAAUCUCAGGUUGGUCUUUAUUAAUAAUUUCUUUAUUUAUAACACCAUUUUUCCAUUAUUUAACACCUAGUAAUAACUAUAGAGUCAGAUUAUUAAUCAUUUAUCUAACAUUUGCACCUACAUUUAUUAUAUUGACAAUAUCAUUUGAAUUAUUGUUUUAUGUGUUUUUCACAGCCUUUGUUGUUCAAUGGAUUGAAAUUGAAUCAAGCUUAAAACAACAAAGUGUAAAAGACAACUGGUUGCAAUUGCUAAGAGUUUCAGUAAUUGGAUUUUUCUUAUUACAAGUAGCAUUCUUUGGUUGUGGUAAUGUUGCAUCAAUAUCAUCUUUUUCCUUAGAUUCAGUUUACAGGUUAUUACCAAUAUUUGACCCAUUCCCCAUGGGUGCAUUAUUAAUGUUAAAAUUAAUUAUUCCAUAUAUUAUAUUAUCAUGUGGAUUAGGUAUACUUAAUAUGAAAUUAACUAUAAAGGAUUACACAAUAUCUACAUUAAUUAUAUCAACAAGUGAUAUAUUGUCAUUAAAUUUCUUCUAUUUAUUGAAGACGGAGGGAUCAUGGUUAGACAUUGGUAUCACCAUAUCUAACUAUUGUUUAGCUAUAUUGUCAUCUUUGUUCAUGUUAGUAUUAGAAAUGGUUAGUCAUAUUUUACUAAGAAAUGUGACAAUAGAAGCGACUCCACUGGAGGAUAUCGAAAAGAAGGAAAAAUAA